GUCAACUAUGCCUGUAAAUGGCUGGAGCAAAUCGGAUCACAAUUCUCCCGCCUGAAGAAAGUCAUUAUCGAUACAAAUACGAUGUGCACGCACCCCAAUUGCUCGUGUGGCGAAAGGAUCGAACUUUUGCCUCUAUUACGCCUGAUAUGGAAGAACCCAGAUCUCCUCAAGAUCAUUUCGUUCGGAGAUGCUAGCAAAAUACCGGAUACCCCAGAUGUUGUAAACGAAGCGGUUGACAGGGGUAGAGGGUGGAACGAUAAAGCGCAUAUGCUCAACAACAUGCUUACUGCUCUCGCGGUAGAAGACGUCCUCGACAUACGCAAAUACUCGUUCUCCAAUCGCCUCAUGAGUGCGGUCUCGAUAAUCACACGUCCGGAAGAGCAAGAGGAAGAGAACAGCUACGUGAGUAUGUGGAACGGGAGCGAGGAAGAUCGUGAGGAGUUCCUCACGUCAGAUGAAGGCAAACCUCUUCAAUGGAAGCCGUGGGAGCCGUAUGAAGGGCGCUACCAUUUUGGACACUUACCAACGGACAUACGAGAACGAAUAGCAGGGCUCUUACUACGCCAACCAGAUGGAGUCACAAUUGACUUGGAAUCACACACGAUACAUGGUCUCGACUUCGAUAUUGCUCGGACAGGUCUAGUCCACGUGCGCAACGCAGGAAUAGUUGCAUCACGUGUGAACCGGAUCAGUGUAAAUAUGACCAGCAACAAGACCAUUACAGAUUUCGACGGAUUCCAGAAGCUUAUGAGCCUCUAUCACAACAGGCGCCAUCAUCCCGAGGUCUUAGAUGAGAUGUUAGGUCACUGGGAAGAGCCCACUCCACAGACCAUCGUACUGGAAAUCGCGCCCGCCAAGAUAGACAUCCUCGGCGCUAUUCGUAUCAACAUUAAAGUCUUGAUACUCGUACUCCUCAGUCGAAAACUCCAUCCUGCCUCCACCAUCCGCAUAACACUUACCCUACCUCCUGACACAGGAGCAUCGCAACAAACCACUACCAUCUUAACGGAAAAGCUACAACAACAAGUAUUUAUCCUCCUAUCCGAAUUCAUGGUUGAGAAAUUGCAAGGCUUGCCUGAACUUCCCGAUCCCACUACCGAGAAAGCUCUUCUCGAACUCAACACCCCUGAUCUCUGGAUCGACGGCCACGGCAACCUUCUCACCAUCUCGACUCUCGAUAUGGGUGCUCCGAUAGAAGUUAGAGUCGGAAAGCUCGGCAGGAAAGAGCUGCGCGUUUUGGGGUACAGCAGAGCUACUACUAUGGACUGGAUGGCCAAGCCGCUGAGCGAGGCACUCCAGGCGCAUGACUACACUUCUACAUGGAGAGGGGCUGAGUUGGUCUGUCUGUGGAAUAAUCUGAGGAAGAAACUAUAUGACGAUUGGAACUUUAGGCAGCCGCCGCCGGGGUUAAUAGAGUCGACGCGACUGCAGUAA
Alternaria hordeiaustralica is the source of this 1434-nucleotide messenger RNA. RefSeq lists its product as uncharacterized. The record is from RefSeq and is a predicted model, not a curated record. NCBI's taxonomy places the organism in Eukaryota, Fungi, Ascomycota, Dothideomycetes, Pleosporales, Pleosporaceae. The transcript has a single exon. The annotation marks the transcript as partial.